This is a messenger RNA of Cheilinus undulatus (humphead wrasse), 4406 nucleotides long. RefSeq names its product solute carrier family 7 member 14a (gene slc7a14a). Gene Ontology annotation, cellular component: plasma membrane. Gene Ontology annotation, molecular function: amino acid transmembrane transporter activity. The record is from RefSeq and is a predicted model, not a curated record. The transcript has 10 exons. Gene Ontology annotation, biological process: transmembrane transport; amino acid transport. Lineage: Eukaryota; Metazoa; Chordata; Actinopteri; Labriformes; Labridae. Bases 306 to 2603 code for a protein of 765 amino acids.
ACAAGAGGAGUACAGGAAGAGACAGAGGGGCUGCUGGGACUCGACUCAGAGAGGGUGGGACGUUUGAUGAAGUGUUUUUCAGAUUACUGUCUCUCUCAUCAUGUGGGGAAAAAGUAAGGAGGCAUUCUACUAAACCAGGACUAGGAAGGCGCAAAACAUCGAAUCCACAUCUGAAAACUUCCUGGAUAAGGAAUACGUUUUCAUCUCCUGUGUUUUCUCAAGAAAAAGUUAAAGUAUAACACCAGAGAACACUUUCACAAGCAAUCCUUCCCUCUGACUUUGACUCCUGACAUUUAGCCCUCAGUAUGAGUGGUCUGGUGGGGAAACUGGACCCUCGGAGGGUACAAUGGGGCUCGGCGUGGAACACCUUUACGUCCCGCAUCCUGAGGACCAAACCUGUGGAGUCCAUGCUGGAUACGGCCAUGUCUGGCACCAGCUCCCACGGGACCAGGCUGGCCCGGGUGUUAUCUACUGUGGACCUUGUUUCUCUGGGUGUGGGCAGCUGUGUCGGGACUGGGAUGUAUGUGGUGUCUGGGCUGGUUGCCAAAGAGAUGGCCGGUCCAGGGGUCAUUGUGUCCUUUAUAAUCGCCGCUGUGGCCUCGAUUCUAUCAGGAGUGUGUUACGCAGAGUUCGGCGUGCGUGUGCCUAAAACCACAGGCUCGGCCUACACGUACAGCUAUGUGACGGUGGGAGAGUGCGUGGCGUUUUUCAUCGGCUGGAAUUUAAUCCUGGAGUAUCUGAUCGGCACAGCGGCGGGGGCGUCGGCUCUCAGCAGUAUGGCAGACUCACUGGCCAAUCACAGCAUCAGCAACUUUAUGAUUUCACACAUCGGGACGCUCAACGGCCUGGGUAAAGGGGAGCAGUCGUACCCAGACCUCCUGGCUCUGCUGAUAGCUCUGCUGGUGACGGUGAUAGUUGCUCUGGGAGUGAAGAACUCAGUGGGCUUCAACAAUGUACUGAACGUCAUCAACCUCAUCGUGUGGGUGUUCAUGAUGAUCGCUGGGCUGUUCUUUGUCAACGGAGAGAACUGGGACGAGGGGAGAUUCCUGCCCUUUGGUUGGGGAGGGGUGAUGCAGGGAGCAGCCACUUGUUUCUAUGCCUUCAUUGGGUUUGACAUCAUUGCAACCACAGGAGAAGAGGCCAAAAGUCCCAACACCUCCAUACCCUACGCCAUCACUGCCUCACUUAUCACCUGCCUCACUGCCUACGUCUCUGUUUCUGUGAUCCUGACCCUGAUGGUACCAUACAAUGAGAUCGAUGCAGACGCCCCGCUCAUGGAGAUGUUUGCCAUGCAUGGCUGUAUGUUUGCAAAGUACAUUGUGGCAGUGGGCUCCAUAGCCGGACUCACUGUGUCCCUCCUGGGAUCCCUAUUCCCCAUGCCCAGGGUCAUCUAUGCCAUGGCAGGAGACGGCCUGCUGUUUAAGUUCCUGGCCAAUGUUUCUACCUACACAGAGACGCCUGCUGUUGCCUGUGUGGUGUCAGGCUUUCUGGCUGCCCUGCUCUCCCUCCUGGUCAGCCUUAGAGAUCUCAUAGAGAUGAUGUCCAUAGGAACUCUGCUGGCUUAUACCCUGGUCAGCCUCUGUGUUCUCCUUCUGCGUUACCAACCUGAGGGCGACAUCCACGGCUUUGUUAACUUCCUUUCUGAGGAGCAAAACAACAAGAGAAAAGAGGGCGUUCUGGCUGAGUGCGAGAAGGACGCCUGCUCCCCAACCAGUGAAGUGGACGAGUACGGAGGACCGGCCACCAACACCUGUGGAGCCAAAAACCUCCCUUCACUAGGUGACAACGAGAUGUUAAUAGGUAAACCAGAUAAAAAUGCCUACACUGCCAGCCAUCCAAACUAUGGCACAGUGGAUAUGACCACUGGUAUAGAAGCAGAAGAAACAGAAGGCGGGGUGUCCCGACGGCUGAAAAAGCUCAUUGGACCACGCUACUACACCCUAAGGAUUCGACUGGGCCUCCCAGGAAAGAUGGACAGGCCAACUCCAACCACAGGGAAAACUGUCACUGUGUGUGUGCUGCUUCUCUUCAUUUCCUUCUUCGCUUUCUGCUCCUUCAUCAUUUUUGGAUUGGACAGCAUUGGCGAAGGACGCUGGUGGGCUUUGCUGCUCUUAAUCUUCCAAAUCAUCUUCAUUUCCCUGCUUAUCAUCAUCAUCCUCCAGCAGCCAGAGAACCCAAAGCGGCUGCCCUACAUGGCGCCUUGUGUCCCCUUUGUACCCGCGUCAGCCAUGCUGGUCAACAUCUACCUCAUGCUCAAACUGUCUGCGAUCACCUGGAUACGCUUUUCACUCUGGUGCCUCGUGGGUGUGCUUAUCUACUUUGGCUAUGGCAUGUGGAACAGCACACUAGAGAUCACAGCCAGAGAGAACGAGGUGCAUGCCUCCACCUAUCAGCGCUACGAUCAAGGUGUGGACGAAGGCUUCUGCGGCUUCGAUGACGAUUUCUACCCGCCGACUACUGACAACUGGGGCGCACCAGAGGGGGGAUUGGGGCUCACGCCACCCCCCGAGGCGAAACCUGACAGUGACGGGACGCCAUCUAAAGGUGGAGGCAGGACCAUUGCCAAACACGGCCUCGCCGAGGAGGAUCCGAUGGAUUUCUGAAGGGACUGACUCCGUGUUAACCCUGAAUGUACUGCCUUGUCUGCUGCCUGGGGGAAGGGAGGGGACCAGAGUGAGUGAUUGCGUGGGUGCGUGCGUGUGUGCAUGCCUGCAUGUGUGGUUGUGUAUUUGUUAAUGUGGCCAACCCUUGGGCUAGAUAGUUUUUCUUUGACCUCACUCUACCACGCUUCAGCUCACACAGCUAAGGUGGGCGUCAAGGCCAUGAGUGUUUUGUCAUUCGCCACAUCCCACAUAAGAACGGACUGAUAGAAAAAUGCGGACAUAGCAAAAAUAAAAUGUGUCACACUGCACUGUGAACCUUGAACAUUGUGAAUCAGUCAGCUGUUGAUAUCAAAGGGUUUACGGGAUACAGGAGGGGUGAAAAUGAGGAACAAGAAACCGAUGAUUCAGCAAUUCUCUUCCUGUUUCAGCAGGAAAGUUAGAUGAUGGCUAUUUCCUAACUGCAGGUCUGACAUUCUCUGCUCGAUAUAUGGAAAUUAGCUGCACCUAUGCUGAUUUUCUUAAUCACUCUUUAAAAAAAUCAGCUUUCUGCCUGCUUUUGUCCAUCCCUCAUCCCCUUACAUCUAGCCCAAGGGAUUCUGGGACUGGUUUUGGAGGAGGGUGUCGAUGUUUUCUCUCACAAAUAGUACUUGGACUUUGCUUGCAAUAGUGCCUUCAUCUACUGUGUGAGUCUGAUCGUGUCUGUUUUCUACUUUCAUUUGUGUGAGGGUGUAUGUGCAAUCACCUUUUACAUGGAUUCUCAUGUCGCUGUGUGUAGAUAUACACUGUGUUUUCUCCAGCUUGUUUUACCGUGUUUGUGUCGAUAUUUGUUUCAUUUUGUUCUUCCCACUCCUUUUUCCCAGCAUGAAGCUCAAAAUCAAUCCACUUGCGACAAAGCAGCUCCUGGUGCAAUAUAACAAACGCUUCUCAGCUCACUGGUGUGCAAAGAGGAGGGGGGAAUGGAGGGUGUAACAGAGAGGUUGAAUCCCAAAUCGACAACCAGCGUGUGUUAUGUGAUGGAUGCAUAUUUUUUCACUCUUGUUUACAUGCACUGGGAAGGAAUGCAUUUUCAGCUCAUACAAUAGAGGAAAUUGAUUUUUCUUACAGCCAUACAGAAGGGACUGUGUGAAAAUUAUUAUAGCGCAACAGCUGAGGUGAAAUGAUGCAGCAUUUUUAAUUUCCUAGGGGGAAAAUGAGUCCUUUUUGGUUAGGAUCUUCAAUUAGUUUCUGACUUUUAAUUGAAAUGACAUCAUUCUUUUCAGAUAAUAUUAAAAAAGGAGAACUAAUUAUGAAAAUGCAUUUCACCAAAAAUUUAAAAAAGACAUAUUUUUUGUUUAGUUUUUGAUUGGUGGUGCUUCUUUUCAGUGCUGCCUCCCCAACUAAUAAUUUUCAUACAGUCCCUGACUCAAAAAGACAGUUGCAAAUUACCUGGUAUUUUGCUACCCUGAGGCCACAUUUACAUGAAAACGAUCCAUUGAAUAUCAUAAUUUUUUUUAUUUUGUUCCACACUCUGAGAGCAAUGGGCCUCAUUCACCAAUCUCUUCCUAACAUUUUCAUAAAUGUGUUCUUAAGAAAUUUUCAAAGAGAAACCUGUGUGAGAUUCAUGACAUACUAAUACUGCUGAAUCGGUCCCACCUGUGUUCUUAAGCUGAUGACUGCCAGGUGCUCUCAGCUUCUACUAGGCAUAGGAAGACACCCUUUUAAUGCCCAUAUAAGGACAUAUAGGCCAUGUGCAAAGAGAGAAGGCACACAAGAAGCAAGAUAAAUGUAACAACACUUUUGUAGUUCUAAAGUGGACGUAGUCCU